Molecule: messenger RNA, 2310 nt
Organism: Drosophila montana
Lineage: Eukaryota; Metazoa; Arthropoda; Insecta; Diptera; Drosophilidae
Product: protein I'm not dead yet
Exons: 10
Coding region: 121-1731 (536 amino acids)
Biological process (GO): transmembrane transport; citrate transport
Cellular component (GO): membrane
Molecular function (GO): citrate transmembrane transporter activity; succinate transmembrane transporter activity
Source: RefSeq, a predicted model, not a curated record
UAAGUUGUCAAAGUAGAUGACAGUUCGUAUUUAAGAAAUAAACACUUCUCACUCAGAUAUCAAACAGUUUUCAUUUGUUAACAUUUGUAAUUUUUUAAAUUAUCUAGUAGUAAAUAAAAAAUGGCUGAAGACUAUAAACCGGGACAGUUGCCAUAUCCGGAGGAGAAUGAACGGAAACAGUUUUUUAAGUACCACUACAAGGGAGUCCUGAUAGUGCUGUUACCCAUAUUGUUUGCUCCCAUUCUUCUCGGCCCCCAAGUUUUGGCUUACCGCAUGUUAUACAUCGGCAUUGUAACCUAUCUGUAUUAUAUAUUCAAUGUCAUGUCGCAGGGGGCAAUAGCGUUCCUUUUUAUUGUUUUUGUGCCCAUCUGUGGUAUCUCGGCAUCCAGAAUUAUUUGCGUAUCCUAUUACUCGGAUCUAAUGUUCGCAACAAUGGGCAGCAUAUUUAUGGGCAUUAUGAUGGACGUCUCGAAGCUUAGCGAGCGGCUGGGCAUGCUAGUGAUCGGUUAUGUUGGCAGCAAUUUGCGAAUACUUCAAAUUUUCUUGAUGAUUAUGACGGCCUUCACAUCGUUUUUUGUCAGCAGCACAUUUGUGAGUGCUUUCUGGAUGAAGAUCGCGCAGGCUGUGAUUCUCGAAUAUACCACGGCCGGAUUAUUGGUGGCAGACACGGAGGAGGAGACCUACGAGCGUCAGGCCAAGCCAUAUCCUUCGGAUCCGGCAAUUGGUAUUUAUCUAACAGUUGCCUAUGCAGCGACACUUGGCGCCAUGAUAUCACCCUUUCAGGAUCCCAACGGAGAGAUCUAUGCUAUCCUAACGCCUUUUAUGACUGUGAAUCCGGCUGGCUUCCUACUUUUGUAUAUUGUUCCAUUGAUAUUCGGCUUAAUUGUGAUUGCACUUUGGAUAAACAUGAUAUUUUUGGGUCUGUUUUGGGGCCCAACGAAAGACUUGGUUAGGGAAGCCGGCCAGUCCAAGGAUGCAAUGCAACAGACCAUCGCCAACAAGAAGGACACCAUGGGACCCUGGACCAUUCACACGAUGCUCACCUUGCUGCUGAUCAUAAUUACGGCCAUCUUAUUGUUCACACGACAACCGCUCCUUUGGAUGGGCUGGCACGACAUAAUCCCUAGGGCCGAUUGCGGCUGCUCGGUGGCGAUUGUAAUAAUGGCAAUUUUCUUUUUUGGUGUGCCGGCAAACUAUAUAUUCUGUCGCUAUUACUGCUGCCGGAAGCCGGAUAAGGAGAUGACGGCUCCCGCUCUGGUCGGCUGGAAGAUUGUGAACACGAACACGCCGUGGGCACAUCUAUUCAUGAUGGGCGCCGGCCGUGGCUUUAUGACCGGCUACAAUGAUUCAAAGCUGAUGGAUUUGGUGAAUCAGACGAUCGCCAGACAGGGCUAUCGCAGCUCCACCUGCGCCGUGCUGGCCAGCCUGAUGGGCACCCUGCUCACCAGCAUCGCGCCGGCAACGCACGUGGCACACACUGUCUUGGGCUCCCUGGUCACAUCGGGCGUAGGAAUGGGCGUUGGUAGGGGCGGCCUGGCCGUUCCAUUUGCAGCCUCUCUUCACAAUCAAUUCCUGCUGCCCGUCAGCACCACAUCCAACACCAUUAUCUCCGGCUGGGGUAAUAUCCGACCCUUUCAGUUUCUGCUGGGCGGUAUUGGGCCUGCCCUAGCCAUGUUGAUAUUCCUUAGCGUAUUUUCCGCUAUAUUUGGCGGUUCUGCUUUCAAAACAUAAUUGAAUAACUGAUCGUAGAUCCCGACCCGUACGUACGGCAUUUAAAGCCAAAGCUUAAAUUGUUUUUUUUUUCUGGUUUUCGUUACUCGAUGCCAGCAGCAAAGAAAUGUGUGGAAAACUCAUGGGUUUAACGUAUGCGGCAACUGGCCAACAGUCGGAGCAGACAUCAAUCUGGGGCAGAACGAGUUGCACGUUGCCAGUUGCCAGUUGCCUUCAUAUGUUGUAUUAAAUUCUUAUACAAAAAAAAAAAAAAAAAAACAGCGCAGUGCGCUGCGUGUCGAGCAAAAACAGUCGUAAAACUGAGCAAAUCUGAUGCGACACACUGACAAACAGACAGACGAACAGAGAGCACAAUGGCUGAGCGUGUGAAUGCAGCCAAAAGCUGACUGGUGGUGGGCAUUGGCCGUGGGACGAUGGUCGUGUAGAAGGGCAACACGCAAAGAGUGCGAUCAACAAAGUCAGACUACAGUGAAGACAAAACCAUGAUUUGCAAUCAGCCAGUCGAUAGAUCGCAAAAAUAUAGAAAUUGUAAAGUAAAAAUCGAAUAAAAGCACAUCCAGAAAUUCCUAUAUCAACAAA